Pungitius pungitius (ninespine stickleback) is the source of this 4954-nucleotide messenger RNA. It is a transcript of the gene pacs2, whose product is annotated as phosphofurin acidic cluster sorting protein 2. Gene Ontology annotation, biological process: protein localization to plasma membrane. Gene Ontology annotation, molecular function: transmembrane transporter binding. The transcript is spliced from 25 exons. Bases 362 to 3034 code for a protein of 890 amino acids. The record is from RefSeq and is a predicted model, not a curated record. NCBI's taxonomy places the organism in Eukaryota, Metazoa, Chordata, Actinopteri, Perciformes, Gasterosteidae.
UCUCUGUGCGGCACUAACCACUCGUCAUACACCGGGAGCAGCGUGGUUGACACAACAAGCCCAGCGGUCGGUCCGCUCACUCUCGCGCCGCUCCGCUGCAGCUCCUCCGCGGCACACGAGGACCGCAACGACCCGCCCGGCCACCGCGACAAGGACGGAGAAAUGAGCUCGUCCUCCGCCGUUCACAGCGCACUGACGUGAGCGUGUCACGGCUCUAUUUAACGGACAGGCGCACGCGCGCACACAGGCUCACGCGUGCACAGAAGAGGCCGCACCGGACUGCUGUUCACAGAUCUCCCCCCCCCCAAACCCCCCCAUACAUCUCGGUGCCGGACGGUCCCAGCAACCAGCAGCCGGAACCAUGGCGGAGAGAAGUGGCCGGUUGAGCUUCCCCGGGAGCGGAGCUCUCAACAGACCGGUCCCCAUGAACCUGUUCGCCACAUGGGAGAUAGACGGGUCCUCCCCGAACUGCAUCCCGAGGUUGUGCAGUCUGACUCUGAAGAAGCUGGUCGUGGUGAGAGAACUUGAUAAAGAGCUGAUCUCUGCGGCCAUAGCGGUUAAAAUCCAGGGCUCCAAACGGGUGCUGCGGUCCCAUGAGAUAGUGCUGCCACCCAGUGGGUCUGUGGAGACCGAUCUGGCUCUCACCUUUUCACUGCAGUACCCUCACUUCUUAAAACGAGAAGGGAACAAGCUGCAGAUCAUGCUGCAAAGGCGGAAGAGAUACAAGAACCGAACCAUCUUGGGCUACAAGACUCUGGCAGUGGGAUCUAUCGACAUGGCCGAGGUGAUGCAGCACCCGACCGAGGGAGGCCAGGUCCUGCCUCUGUGCAGCAACCAGAAGGAGCUGCUGGGGAAGGUGGCCGAGAUCUGGAUCGUGUCUCUGUCCAGUCAGCCGAUAGACCACGAGGAGGCCGCCCUGCAGGGAGGACAGAAGAUCAAAUGCUCCGAUAACUACUCCGAGGAGGAGUACGAGAGCUUCUCCUCCGAGCAGGAGGCCAGCGACGAUGCCGUGCAGGUUCAGGAUCUGGAGGAUGACGAGUACGAUGUGAGGAAGCCAAAGAAGCAGAGGAGGUCGAUUGUGAGGACCCCCUCCAUCACCAGACAGCAGAACUUUAAGCAGCGCGUGGUGGCUCUCCUCAAGCGCUUCAGGGUUUCAGAUGAGGUGCUGGACUCGGAGCAGGACCCCGCAGAGCCGCCCCCCGAGGUGGAGGAAGAGGACCUGGACCUGGACAGCGUAGAGUUUGAGAACCCGAGUGACAGCGGCCCGGAGCUGGACGACGACGACAGCGUCCUCAGCACCCCCAAACCCAAACUCAAGCCCUACUUCGAGGGUCUCUCCCUCUCCAGCUCUCAGACGGAGAUCGGCAGCAUCCACAGCAGCCGGAGCCACCGGGAGCCUCCGAGCCCGAUGGACCCGGAGAAGACCAAGUGUGCUGCGGCCAAGUUUCCAGGUGACGGUGUGUCUGGUAGCGUCUCCUUUGAGCAACCCGAGCCGGUCACUCCGACCACAGAGCUGGAGAUGGACAACAUGGACACGUUUCUAGAGCGACUACCGCCGAGUGGCAAAAUGACCAAGACCGAGUCACUAAUCCUUUCAUCCAACAGGCAGGAGUCAAAGUUGGCGGGGAGGCGAGGCAGGAGCACGUCACUGAAGGAGCGCCAGCCCAGCAGGCCGCAGAACGAGCGGGCCAACAGCCUGGACAACGAGCGGUCCCUGGACACGCGCUGCCACCUGCAGAUUCCAAGAAAGACCGUGUAUGACCAACUCAACCACAUCCUGGUGUCCGACAGCCACCUCCCUGACAGCAUCAUCCUCAUCAACACGUCGGACUGGCAGGGCCAGUACGUCUCAGAUAUGCUGCAAAACCACCACCUCCCCGUGGUGUGCACCUGCACCACGGCCGACAUCCAAGCUGCGUUCAACACUAUUGUCUCCCGCAUACAGAGAUUUUGCAACUGUAACUCCCAGACUCCCAUUCCCAUAAAGAUCGCGGUGGCCGGAGCGCAGCACUACCUCAGUGCAGUUCUGAGGCUUUUUGUGGACCACCUUUCCCAUAAGACCCCUGACUGGCUGGGCUACAUGAGGUUCCUCAUCAUCCCCCUCGGUGCACAUCCAGUCUCCAAAUAUCUCGGCACUAUUGACUAUCGAUACAACAGUUUGUUCCAAGACGCCGCUUGGAGGGACCUGUUUCACAAGCCAGAGGCUCCGGUUAUUGCCCAGCAGAACCCCGACGUGGUGUCCAGGGUGACUCAGUACAUGGUGGGAGCCAACGGAGCCCACCAGCUUCCCAUCGCGGAGGCCAUGCUCACCUACAAACAGAAGAGGAAAAAGAGCUUUCAUUUUGAUUUUGCAGUAAGUCCGGAUGAAGACUCGUGUCAGAAAUUCAUCCCCUUCGUUGGGAUGGUAAAAGUUGGCCUUGUGGAGCAAACGUCUGCAACAUCAGGAGACUCUGACGAUGCAGCCCCUCUGGCCUCCUCGCUGCUCUCCUCCACCCCUCCACAAGUAUCACCGGCUCUCAAAGAGGCGUCGCCCACACCGCCCUCCUCUCCCUCCGUCACCACCAGCCUCUGUGCUUACAGUUCUGUAGGUCAGGGGGAGCUGAUGGGGCUUCAGGUGGACUACUGGGCGGCUGCAACAGAGAGGAAGAAGGACAUGGAGAAGCGCGACUCCUCCUCCAAAAACACUCUGAAGUGCAAUUUCCGCUCGCUGCAGGUCAGCCGGCUGCCACUGGGGGGCGCAGAGCCGAGCCCCCAGCCCACCAUGUCCAUGACUGUGGUGACCAAGGAGAAGAAUAAGAAGGUCAUGUUCCUGCCCAAAAAGAGCAAAGACAAGGAGGUGGAGUCCAAGAGUCAAGUGAUCGAGGGCAUCAGCCGGCUCAUCUGCACUGCCAAGCACCAGCAGACCAUGCUGAGAGUACUGAUUGACGGCGUGGAAUGGAACGACGUCAAGUUCUUCCAGCUGGCGGCUCAGUGGUCCUCGCACGUCAAACACUUCCCCAUCGGGAUCUUUGGGCACACGACGAGCCCCUACUAGCAGCCCCCCCCUCCCCUGUGCCAACUGCUUUUAACCUCUCCCACCUACUCCUCCCCCGCACACUUCUUCUAUUCUGCUAGUGUAAUUUGAGCUCAUGCUUUCACCUGUUGCAUUUGUCGGAGUUAUUUAAUAUUUUGCGUGUUAUUUUUUAUAAAUUUCUAUUUAUGGAUAAUUUUCUCGAGGCAAAGCUUCCAAGAAAAAAUAUCCUGCUGAUGUUUUAUAAACAUUUGAGAAAAACAAAACAAAUUAAAUAAUGAUUAGACAUUACUUCUAAUAUUUAACAUGCUUGUAUGAGUUCCCAUGUGUCUCUAUCUCCCUCUAAUAUAUAUAUAUAUAUAUAUAUAUAUAUAUAUAUAUAUAUAUAUAUAUAAUGACAUCAUGAUGUGAUGUCAAAGAUGAUGAAGACAUUUUACAUUUUUUAAUUGGGAAACCGUUGUCGAUUCAUUGUUUCAAUCCCGAAAGAAACAAGAGUUCUCAACUAUGUGCAAUAGACUGAAAGCCGCGUGAAUGUGAUUCUUAAUAAGUGAUUCUUAAAGAUCACCUGGCACUGAUGAGGAUUACACACAGCUCUCAGAUGUGAUUUUCAACCCUCUUCUCUCUAGUUUCUCCUCCUUGUUUGAGGUUUGAACGGUUUUGCUCCAAAGGGACAUAUGGGAAUAUAGAAUCAAGAAAUUUAUUAACAGCACAAAAUUACAAAAAAAACUACCUUUGGUCUUCUGGGCAGAAUGAACAUGUUUGUUGCAUCACUUUCUUUCUGAGAGUUUGAUGAGGAAUAAAUAUGUGGCAAAGGCAGCGGUCGCUUAGCAUAAAGGCUGGAAACCAGGCUCUGUCCAAAGAUAAUACAAAUAAUAAAAACCUACCAGCACUUCUUAAGCUCAUUAUUAACAUGGGUGGUCUUUUGAGUUUGAGUGUAAAAUGACAAGUUGUGGAUUUGUGGUGGGAUUCAAAAGAAAAUAGUCAUGCAACCCUCCCACCCCCUCAAAAAAACCAACUUGUCAUCGUAUUCACUCCAGUAACAAGAAAAGAGAAGAAUCGCACAAAACGACAGUAUUACGUUAUUCAUACAUUUUCUGUAUUAUCCACAAUAAUCAUAUGGUCAUUGUGUACUAUUUUUGGCCGUGAUAGUCAUGUGGUGUGAACCAGACAGCCCUCCUGUGGACCUCCUCCCCGCUGUCCAGGCUUCGUUCUCACAAGCUAGCGAUCCACCCACCAGCAUCUGUAAAGCUCACUCACCAACACUCCCUUGUGUUCAAAUAAAGAGUUUGGGUUUUACACCGAGCCAGGCUAGCUGCUGCGCCAGGUUGCCAGUCCUUGUGCUAAGCUAAGCUAAUCAGCUGGUAGCUGUAGAUUCAUGUAGCUACGAGAAAUCCUCCCAUCUAACUCUAUAAGAAAGUGAAUAUAUGUUUUACUCGACAUGUCUGUUCCUUUUAAGGCUUGUUUUAUGAGAUGACACACAAUUAUCUUUUUUUUCUUUUCCCCUGCUGUGUUUAUUUUAUAAAGCACUCUUUGUCCUCUAGCCUCACACUCCUUGGACACACUCCAUAUCUUUUGCUAAAAAGCAUAUGUUACUUUUGCCAAAGGAAUACUUGUCAACUGCAGCUCACUCAUUACCUGUGUGGUAUUAUAGAAGACUCCAUCAUGUAGAGGUGAAUGUAUUGAAGGUACCUUAAUGUAAAGCACUUUUUAAAUGUUUGUCCAUGAUAGACUAGGGUGUUAAACAUACCUGCAGUUCCGGCUGCCUUUGGUUCACACGCGCACAUAGACGGACACUGUGUCAGCCGUUAUAUCUGAGCUAAACCACAGCACAAACAGCGGUGACAUGGCGUAGUUUAUAUGCAAAGCAAACCAAGCGCCUGUAUCCUCUCAGUGCUGUGGAACAUCACUUCAUGCCCAGCAGGAGACCUCCUUGGAUUUACAUUU